Talaromyces atroroseus is the source of this 1563-nucleotide messenger RNA. RefSeq lists its product as hypothetical. Bases 1 to 1563 code for a protein of 520 amino acids. Gene Ontology annotation, molecular function: transmembrane transporter activity. The transcript has 3 exons. Gene Ontology annotation, biological process: transmembrane transport. NCBI's taxonomy places the organism in Eukaryota, Fungi, Ascomycota, Eurotiomycetes, Eurotiales, Trichocomaceae. The record is from RefSeq and is a predicted model, not a curated record. Gene Ontology annotation, cellular component: membrane.
AUGUCCUCCGUGGAGUCCAAAAUGCCCCUUCCUGAAAAAACCCAGGUAUACAGUACCGACUCUGGAGCCGGCGACGUUGAAGUCUUAAAGCCCUCUGAAGAGCUCGAUGUUGGUGCAGGCUAUGCCAACCUGCUGCAGGAUUGCCCUUAUACCCGAGAAGAAGAAGUUGCACUACGAUGGCGACUUGACCGUCGGAUCCUGGCUAUUCUCUUCUUCAAUGUCAUCUUAGCUAGUGUGGACAAAACUUCUACCUCCACAGGUGCUCUGUAUGGCCUUAAAACCGACAAUGAUCUUACCGGAAAUCGCUACUCAUGGGUAGGAAGUUCUUUCUACUUUGGCUACCUGAUUGCCUCCAUCCCAGCAGCAUGGGCCAUGCAGCGUUUCCCCAUCGCCAAAGUCAUUGUUUCAUGCCAACUCGUAUGGGGGAUUCUUCUAUUGGCCAUGGGGUUCCUGAGCAGCUGGCCCGGUCUUUUGGCCUUGCGUAUCAUCUUGGGUAUGCUUGAAGCUCCCAUAAUUCCCGGUGCGGUGAUUAUGCUGGGAAUGUGGUACCCGAGACGAGAUUUGGCUCUUCGCUUGGGAUUUUUCUAUACUGGAUUUGCUCAAUUAAUUACGGGCCCGAUCGGAUAUGGCGUCGGCUUCAUUACAGGCACCUGGUUCAAGCCAUGGCGUGUAUUUUUCUGGAUCCUGGGCGGCAUCACAAUCAUAUGGGCCAUCAUAACCGCUUUCCUACUCCCCGACAGCCCUGUUAGCGCAAAGUUCCUCUCAGAGCGAGAGAAAGCAAUCGCCAUUGAACGCAUGCGCGCCGACCAAACGGGUAUCGAAAACAAACACUGGAAAUGGGAUCAGGUACGCGAAGUAGUCCUCGAUCCCAAGACCUGGCUAUUGUUUCUCUUCAACAUCUGGGUCAGCAUCCCCAACGGCGGCCUUACCAAUUUCACCCCCUUGAUUGUAAAUGGUCUGGGAUAUUCGUCCCAGCGCGCUGCUCUGCUUACCAUGCCAACCGGUAUUAUGGAAACGGUAUCCGCUGUUAUAAUCAACGGUACUAUUUUCCUCGUUAUCACUCGAUACAAUUCCAAAUUGCAACUUCGGGGCUUGCUUAUUAUCCUCGGUCUCAUUGUGGGAAUGGUCGCUGCCGUGUUUCUAUACACUUUACCGCUGACUGCUCUCCAUACUCGACUUGGAGCGCUUUACGUCAGCUUUUUCUACCUAGGCCCUUAUAUCGUGUCGCUGGGAUUCAUUACGCAGAACACAGCCGGACACACGAAAAAGGUCGUUCUGAAUGCGCUAUGCUUCGUCGCCAACUGCGUCAGUAACAUCAUUGGACCGCAGUUCUUCAAGUCUAAUCAAGCACCUCUCUACCCUCUGGGAAUGGGUGCUAUUUUCGUCAGCUAUGCUCUGAGUAUUCUCACAACAGCUUUGUAUAUGGCAUACUGCUGGAAUGAGAAUAGGAAGAGAGACAGAGCUGCAGAGGCUACUGGCGAGCAGUCUGUGGACGUUCAUUUGGAUACGGAUUUCAAGGAUUUGACUGAUAUGCAAAAUCCGCAUUUUAGAUAUGUAUGGUAA